AUGGCGGCCUCCUACCCCUACAUCUGCUUCAAUUGCAGAUCAGCUCCUCGAUAUGGUUUAUCACAGUUGCCAUUCCGUCGCAGGUUCUCGGUGACCCCGCGAAACCCCCAGAUCCUGCGACCCGCGACAGCUCCGAAGCCCACGCCAGACGUCAAACACAUCCGCCAGAAUGUCGAUCUCUACGCGCAAAACUGCGUCGACCGAAACUACGCAGGCCACGCCGAAUACCCGUCGAGGAUACAGGCCCUGUACGAUGAAGCGAAGCAGCUCGAUCACGAUCUGAAGACCCCGCGCUCCCGAAUCAAGCAGCUGGAGAAAACGAUCGCCAAGCUGUCUAUUGCAGCUCGGCAGGAUACGGCCAAGGAGGGAGGCAAUGGUGGUAAUACAUCUCAGGAAUUAGCAGGGCUUAAAUCGGAGGCACAGCAACUGAAAGAUGAGUCUGCUGCUAUGGCCGCGCGCAAGUCGAUCUGCGACUCGGACAUCCACCGGCUAGCGCUGUCCCUUCCGAACCUUUCAUCCUCCGAAACCCCUGUCGGAGAUGACCCGCGUUUGAUCAACUACCUCAAUUUCGACCCGCAAGCCCCUCCGGCAUGGACUAGCCAGUCACCGGUCGAGCUCCGAGCGCGGUCGCACGUCACAAUCGGCACCGAGCUGGGCCUGAUCGACUUCACCAGCUCGGCCACAACAACCGGAUGGGGAUGGUACUUCCUCAUAAACGAGGGAGCCAUGCUGGAGCAGGCGCUAGUGCAGUACGCGCUGAGCGUGGCACGACGCCGCGGCUGGAAAACCGUCGCGCCGCCAUCAAUCGUCUACUCCUACAUCGCCGAGGCGUGCGGCUUCCAGCCUCGAGACCAGCAUAACGAACAGCAGAUCUGGUCGAUCGAACAGAAUGAGCGCGAUCGCGACCACAAGCCGCCCCGCUCACUCACGGGCACUGCUGAAAUCCCCCUCGCGGCGAUGUACGCUGGCCGUGACAUCGAUGCCAAAGAUCUUCCCCUCAAGCUGGUCGGUGCUAGCCGCUGUUACCGUGCGGAGGCUGGUUCGCGCGGUGUCGACACCAAGGGAUUGUAUCGCGUGCACGAGUUCACCAAGGUCGAGCUAUUCGGGUGGGCAGAUAAUGUUGACUUGGCCGCAAAGGCCUCCUAUGACCUCUUCGCCGAGCUUCUAGAGAUGCAGACCGAGAUCCUGACAUCGCUCCACCUCCCCUGCCGCGUGCUCGAAAUGCCUACCGGCGACCUGGGCGCCAGCGCGACCCGCAAGCGUGACAUCGAGGCCCUCUUUCCCUCGCGCUUCCGCCCCGGGACUGAGGAAUCCACCUCUACUGUCGAUCCGGCCGUGCAAAGACUAGAAUCGGCUUGGGGUGAGGUCACCUCCGCUUCUAUCUGCACGGACUACCAGAGCCGGCGUCUCGCGACUCGCGUGCGCGGCGGUGCUGUCAAGGACUCGCGAUUCCCGCAUACAGUGAACGGCACUGCAAUGGCUGUUCCGCGCGUGUUGGCUGCUAUUCUGGAGAACGGCUGGGAUGCCGAGCGUGGUGUCGUGGUCGUACCGGAAGUCUUGUGGCCCUGGAUGGAUGGGAUGGAGACGAUUGGAAAGCAGGAGUAG
Messenger RNA from Penicillium cinerascens, 1605 nucleotides. Its product is annotated as putative serine--tRNA ligase DIA4. The transcript has a single exon. NCBI's taxonomy places the organism in Eukaryota, Fungi, Ascomycota, Eurotiomycetes, Eurotiales, Aspergillaceae. Gene Ontology annotation, molecular function: ATP binding; serine-tRNA ligase activity; tRNA binding. Gene Ontology annotation, biological process: mitochondrial seryl-tRNA aminoacylation. Gene Ontology annotation, cellular component: mitochondrion. The record is from RefSeq and is a predicted model, not a curated record. Bases 1 to 1605 code for a protein of 534 amino acids.